Coturnix japonica (Japanese quail) is the source of this 1805-nucleotide messenger RNA. It is a transcript of the gene GDF11, whose product is annotated as growth differentiation factor 11. The record is from RefSeq and is a predicted model, not a curated record. Gene Ontology annotation, cellular component: extracellular region. Lineage: Eukaryota; Metazoa; Chordata; Aves; Galliformes; Phasianidae. Gene Ontology annotation, molecular function: cytokine activity; growth factor activity.
GGUGGGGGCCGGCGGGGGAAGCCCCCCGGGAUGGCCCCGGUGUUGCUGUGGCUGUUGGUUUUGGUGGUGGGGGGCCCGGCUGGAGCUCAGCCCCCCCUCCCCGCCUCUUCGGAGCCCUCGUGCCCCGUGUGCGUGUGGCGGAGGCACAGCAAAGAGCUGCGGCUGGAGAGCAUCAAGUCGCAGAUCCUGAGCAAGCUGAGGCUGAAGGAAGCGCCCAACAUCACCCGGGAGGUGGUGAAGCAGCUGCUGCCCAAAGCGCCGCCGCUGCAGCAGAUCCUCGACCUGCACGACUUCCAGGGGGACUCGCUGCAGCACGACGAGUACCUGGAGGAGGACGAGUAUCACGCCACCACCGAGACCGUCAUCAGCAUGGCCCAGGAAACCGACCCCGUGGUGCAGAUCGAGGGCAACCCCCACUGCUGCUUCUUCAACUUCAGCCCCAAGAUCAUGUUCACCAAAGUGGUGAAGGCUCAGCUGUGGGUUUACCUGCGCCCGGUGCAGCACACCUCCACCGUCUACCUGCAGAUCCUCCGCCUUAAGCCCGUGACUGAGGAAGGCAGCCGUCACAUCCGCAUCCGCUCGCUUAAAAUCGACCUCAACUCCCGCAUCGGGCACUGGCAGAGCAUCGACUUCAAGCACGUGUUGCAGAACUGGUUCAAACAACCACAGAACAAUUGGGGCAUCGAGAUCAACGCCUUCGACCCCAACGGCAACGACUUGGCCGUCACUUCGUUGGGACCCGGAGCUGAAGGGCUGCAUCCCUUCAUGGAGCUGCGGGUGCUGGAGAACAACAAACGCUCUCGGAGGAACCUGGGCUUGGACUGCGAUGAACAUUCGACCGAGUCCCGCUGCUGCCGUUACCCAUUGACCGUCGACUUCGAAGCUUUUGGAUGGGACUGGAUUAUAGCGCCUAAAAGAUACAAAGCAAAUUACUGCUCUGGAGAAUGCGAAUUUGUAUUUCUACAGAAAUACCCUCACACUCACCUGGUGCACCAAGCAAAUCCAAGAGGUUCAGCAGGCCCUUGCUGCACACCCACCAAGAUGUCCCCUAUAAAUAUGCUGUAUUUCAAUGGAAAAGAACAAAUAAUAUAUGGAAAGAUACCAGCUAUGGUUGUAGAUCGUUGCGGGUGCUCAUAGAGCCGAAGGACGGAUUCUUCCUCUGCUUUUUGGUUGUUGUUUCGUCUCCUUUUUAUUUUUACCCCUUUAUUAUUUUUUUUGCCUAUUUUAUUUUAUAUAUAUAUAUGAUUUUUUUGUUUUGUUUUGUUCUAAAUAACCUGGAAAAAAAAAAGACGGCAAAGAACCGGCGUGGAAAUAACGAUGGAUGUAAAAAGGAGGAUGGCGAGGAAAAAAAAAAGGAUCGGAAAAAUAACCCACAAAGAAACACAAAAACAAGAAGAAAGAGAGAGAAAAAACCCUGCCCCCCCCCCCCUUCUAACCCCCCCCAACCUUCGACAUGCAUUGUGCAAUAAGCAGACGGACGGAGAAGGGAGCAGCGGCCUCCAGCACCGAACCAACAAGACCCAAUUGACACCAGGCAGCCCAUUGCAACCCAACCCAACCCCACGCAGCCGUGGGGAAGGCAGAGCUGCUGCUUGGGAUGCUGAUAACGCCAACGGUUGUAACCCAUCCCGGUGUAAAGACUGCAGGAUCUUAUCUCGGGAUGCCCCCCCCCCCUCACACACCAAUAUCCCCCUCCUCAGACCCCCACCCUGGGUCCAUCCUAUGGGUGCAGGUGGCAUUGCUGGUCCGGAGGAACCCGUCUCCCUCCUUUAAUUUAUUUAUUUAUUACGGACCCUCCCGGCCGG